UGCAGCAGCCGGCAAUGGAGCGGGCCCCGAUCAAGAUCACCGGUGUGGAGACCCACGACCUGCGCUUCCCGACCUCGCUGCAGCUGGAUGGCUCGGAUGCGCUGCACACCGACCCUGACUACUCCGCCACGCUGGUCGUGCUGCAGACCAACUCUAAGCUGCAGGGAUUCGGCACGACCUUCACCAUCGGCAGGGGAAACGAGAUCGUAUGCGAGUGCGUCAAGGCCUUGAAGUUCUUGGUGGUUGGCAAGACGCUCGACUCUAUCGUCGAUAAAUUCGCCGUUUUUUGGGAUGGAAUGGUGAACGAAAGCCAACUGCGAUGGAUCGGACCGCAGAAGGGCGUUGUUCACCUGGCUACCGCCGCUCUGGUGAACGCCAUCUGGGAUCUGUGGGCGCGCAGAGAGGGCAAGCCUGUCUGGCGCCUGCUGGUUGACAUGACGCCCCAGCAACUGGUCGAUGUCAUGGACUUCCGCUACAUCUCGGACGUGCUCAGCAAAGAGGAGGCGCUAGAAAUGCUCACCAUCGACCCCGCCCUGAAGAAGCAGCGGGAGCAACGCAUGGUGGCCGAGGGGUAUCCCGCUUACACCACCGCUGCGGGUUGGCUGGGCUACCCGGACGAGAAGAUCCGCGCACUCUGCCUGCAGUUCAUGGAGGCCGGCUGGGACGAGUUCAAGAUCAAAGUGGGCCAGGACCUGAGCGACGACCGACGACGCUUGCGGGUCGUCCGCGAGACGAUCGGACCGAACAGGCGCAUGAUGGUAGACGCGAACCAGCGCUGGGACGUGAACGAGGCUAUUUACUGGAUGAAAGAGCUCUCCGAGUUCCGGCCGCUCUGGAUCGAGGAGCCGACGUCGCCUGACGACGUGCUUGGCCACGCCCAGAUCGCCAAGGCGCUCGCCCCGUACGGCAUCGGUGUGGCCACAGGCGAGAUGUGCCAGAACAAGGUGAUGUUCAAGCAGUUCCUGCAGGCGGGCAGCAUGCAGUACUGCCAGGUGGACUCCUGCCGCGUGGGCAGCAUCAACGAGAUAUUGCCUAUCUACCUGAUGGCCCACAAAUUCAAAGCCAAACGACACUAG
Messenger RNA from Pollicipes pollicipes, 1076 nucleotides. Its product is annotated as mitochondrial enolase superfamily member 1-like. The record is from RefSeq and is a predicted model, not a curated record. Gene Ontology annotation, molecular function: hydro-lyase activity; magnesium ion binding. Gene Ontology annotation, biological process: carbohydrate catabolic process. NCBI's taxonomy places the organism in Eukaryota, Metazoa, Arthropoda, Thecostraca, Pollicipedomorpha, Pollicipedidae.